Saccharomyces cerevisiae S288C is the source of this 471-nucleotide messenger RNA. RefSeq names its product proteasome regulatory particle lid subunit RPN13 (gene RPN13). The record is from RefSeq and is marked reviewed. Lineage: Eukaryota; Fungi; Ascomycota; Saccharomycetes; Saccharomycetales; Saccharomycetaceae. Gene Ontology annotation, cellular component: cytoplasm; nucleus. The transcript has a single exon. The coding region runs from base 1 to 471 and encodes 156 amino acids.
AUGAGUAUGAGUUCAACUGUAAUUAAAUUCAGGGCUGGUGUUUGUGAAUACAACGAAGAUUCACGUCUAUGUACGCCAAUUCCAGUUCAGGGUGAAAUCGAGAUCAAACCAAAUGAAGAGGAAGAAUUGGGAUUUUGGGAUUUCGAGUGGCGUCCAACGGAAAAGCCGGUCGGGAGGGAACUUGAUCCUAUUUCUUUGAUUUUAAUUCCUGGAGAGACCAUGUGGGUUCCAAUAAAAUCCAGUAAAAGUGGCAGAAUAUUUGCUUUAGUUUUUUCAUCCAACGAAAGGUACUUCUUUUGGCUGCAAGAGAAGAACUCAGGUAAUUUGCCCUUAAAUGAAUUGAGUGCGAAAGAUAAAGAAAUUUACAAUAAGAUGAUUGGAGUGCUGAAUAAUAGUAGUGAAAGUGAUGAGGAAGAAAGCAAUGACGAAAAGCAAAAAGCUCAAGAUGUGGAUGUUAGUAUGCAAGAUUAA